Messenger RNA from Dalotia coriaria, 498 nucleotides. Its product is annotated as GATA zinc finger domain-containing protein 14. The record is from RefSeq and is a predicted model, not a curated record. NCBI's taxonomy places the organism in Eukaryota, Metazoa, Arthropoda, Insecta, Coleoptera, Staphylinidae. The coding region runs from base 1 to 498 and encodes 165 amino acids. The transcript is spliced from 2 exons.
AUGAGUGGUUCCGGUGACGGUGGAGGUGCGCAAGGCACUCCGAAAGUUAAUACUUCUGAUUUUAUUGGGUUUAGUGUUGAUACACAAGGUUCCCCUGGCAAUCAUCACUUUUCACCUGGAAAUUACAGCAGCCCACAGGGACAUCAAAAUCCGCCGUUCUUCCAGAAUAAUCGCGGCAAAAGAUUUAACAAUUUUAAUCACAAUAAUCGUAAUAGUUUUAAUAACUAUAAUAAUUAUAAUAAUCAGUAUAACAACAGUCCAAACAGAAGUUUCAACAGAAGUUAUAACUCAAAUCAUAAUAGGAGUUAUAAUUCUAGUUUUAAUCAGAGCCAGAACAGGAGUUUUAAUAAUUUUGGACAUUUUAAAGCAAAACAGGACCACAACAACACAUUCAACAAGCAUUUAUUCAUGCAUCCAUCAUUUAUGGAGAAUCCAUGGGCAGAACUGGAACAAAAACUUGUUCAGCAAAAGUCAUCAAAUGCUUCAACUGAAGAUUAA